Aspergillus sclerotioniger CBS 115572 is the source of this 954-nucleotide messenger RNA. RefSeq lists its product as uncharacterized. Lineage: Eukaryota; Fungi; Ascomycota; Eurotiomycetes; Eurotiales; Aspergillaceae. The record is from RefSeq and is a predicted model, not a curated record. The transcript has 3 exons. The coding region runs from base 297 to 776 and encodes 159 amino acids.
GGUCAGCAAGCAAACUGUGGCAUGAGCAAGGCUGGGUCUGUCAUUUUGGGACCCGUGGACGGGGAAGAGCCUCUUGUCCAAGGCUUCGAUCUAUGAUCCACCGGCCAACCGGCGGGUAGAUUGAGAUGGAUGUAGACAGUAUGGGACAUGAACAUACCUGGACGGCGAGGGUAGGCUUUUCGUCGAGCAAUCAGCAAGAGGGAAGCCUCGCGCCCGCGAGGAAGCUCCAAGCGUGGGAGGUAAGUCUCGAAGAUGGCUACCCUGUUGUCCAGGCGCUGUGAGACCAGCGGUACCAAAUGGGGCGGAAAUGCGAAGUACGCGAUACAGGAGAGAUGCAGGCGACGGGAGAAGGGGGGAGACACACGAGGUGUGCCAGAAAUGACGAGUUGAAUGGAAAGGAGGAGGCAGCGGUGCAGCCAACAAAUGAAGUUCACCAGCCAGGAGAACAGGAGGGUGAAAGAGGUAGAAAAUGUGGGCGUGAAAGGAGUAAAGGAAGAAGAGGGAGAGGGAGAGAGAGAGAAGGAGCACCAAGAGGAGGCGGCAAAAAGGGAAGGCCGGCCGUCGACAAAAGGCACUCGAGGUUUCACCACCCGCGGCUCCCAAGGGGCGCGUGGCUCUCUGUCAGUGAUAUGCAAGCAAUGAGGGUUUGUUCUCGAAGGAGGGGGGAGAAGAAGAAGGUGACGAAAUUAAUUCGAAGUACAUCAAGCCUCCCGAUCCCAUCGAUGCGCGACCAUCACUUCCCAAAGACAACCCUAGACCACGCAGCCCUCACUUGAGACCGUGGAAGAGAACCCCUGGGGUUGUUGUCGACCAGUUUGAAUCCCAUUGGGUGGAUGCGAUAUAACAUCAAACCCUGGUGGGUUUGGUAAGAGUGGAUGGAAUGGCCCCCGGGCAGUGCAUCUGUACUAGGUACUACUUAGGUUGUAGUACUACCUAUAGGUACUAGAUAGUAGU